Branchiostoma belcheri (Belcher's lancelet) is the source of this 2071-nucleotide messenger RNA. RefSeq lists its product as uncharacterized. The transcript has 5 exons. Lineage: Eukaryota; Metazoa; Chordata; Leptocardii; Amphioxiformes; Branchiostomatidae. Bases 1 to 1260 code for a protein of 419 amino acids. The record is from RefSeq and is a predicted model, not a curated record.
AUGGCGUCCUACCGGUACCGGGGAACAGUCUCUGUGACCGUAACAGGCCUGACGUGUCAGCGCUGGGACAGUGGUGAGCACGACUAUACACCUGAGAAUUACCCGACAGCCGGACUGGAGCAGAACUACUGCCGGAACCCGGGCCACGAUGACGGGGGAGUUUGGUGCUUCACCACGGAUCCCGACACGAUAUGGGAUUAUUGUGACGUGCCAUUAUGUGAAAAUGAAGAUUCUCCGACGGCAUCUGCAGUGGAAGCUGUUUCUGGAGAGACACUCAUCGGCGGGGGAACUUAUGAGUGCAACCACAACUACGUGUACGCGGUGUACGGUGAGAAUCAGCCGUGGUGGACGGUGGACCUGGGAGGCAGCUACACUGUCAGUCGGGUCAGCGUUCUCAACAGGGCAGACUGCUGUAACGUGUCUGACACUGCUAAGACGUGGCGGGAAGAUCAUCGUUGCAGAGGAGACUUCCUUGCGGAGGACGGCAGCCCGGCAGAAUGCGACCCUGACAGUCUUAACGGAUGCUGCUCCGGGUCCGGCUGGUGCGGCUACACGACAGACCACUGUGACUGUUAUUACUGUAUAGACUACAGUAACAAAGGUGUACGGCUGGCACUGGAUGCGUCGUGGGUUGUGGACUUCACGGGCACGGACAGACUACGUGAUGCCGCAAGCGCCUUGGAUGGGGACAUAGAGACCGUCUGGAACAGCGUAGGUCCUCCCCGGUACCACAACAACUGGUACAUCAUCCUGGACCUCCGAGCCCCCACGACUCUGAUCCGCAUCGGAGUCAACAACUACGGAGACACCACCCAUGACACUGCCGCCUUCAGACUGCAGAAGUCUCUGGUUGGAGCUCCGUACAGCUGGGAGGAUGUCACGUUCGUCGAUAACGUGCAGGGCGGGACGAACCAGCGCCAGGAGUUCGGCGACUUCCGAGAAACAGCCCGGUAUUGGAAGUUCGUGGUCACCCGGACUCACGAAGGCUACCAGCCAUGGCUCUCAGAACUGAACCUAUACAGAAUCUCUGCUACCCAGAGGCAACAGAACUUCAUGGUGCGUGUCGGCCCGAGCCUGGAGGAGACAUCCCGUCUGAACGAGCAGUGCGGAGAGGCCUACAUGGACACUCCGCUGUUAGAUGGGCAGACCAUCGAGUUGGACUGCGACCCGCCGAUAUCCGGGCGGUAUGUGUCCAUACUGCUGGUGGAACCGUCAGACGCCUUAACACUGUGUGAGGUGGAGGUCUACGGUACCAGUUAAAAGAUCUUACAUCUGGCCUCUGGUAGUACUAAGAAAUGUUGUGUUGAUUGUCUUGUAUUUCUCUGUAAUUGUGUAUGUUGUGUGCCAUUAUGUUCGUGAUGAUGCACGUUUUUCUUUUAACCGUAGCAGUUUUCAUAUUGAAGUAAAUGCAUAUUUCACAUUUUUAUAAUCCCGUGGAGUAGGCCGUAGCUUAUAAGUAGCUGUGUGGUUAAGUAGCAAGGUUCUGGGAGCAGAUAUUAGGUGGUUGUUGUGAAUAAUCGUUUGCGAGUAUCUGUUAGGAUUGUGACGUAUGGUUUGCACCUAUUACGAUACCUUGUCAAAUAGAUAAUAUGUAGCAAAUGAGAGAUAUUGUUAUCAAAGACGACUUGUCUUCUGUUUAGAUUGUCGUGUUAUUGAGAUUAUGCACAUGUAUUUACAUAACACAUGUAAACAUCACCAAUCUGUAUGUACGUUUGAUUUGUUAUUACAAACGUAUGAUUAUCAUCACUGGUAUUAAGCAAUUUAUUUUAUUUUGUUCAUUUAUUGUUUAUUUCAGGCUCAAUGGCCCAUAGCACAGACACACAACAUUACACAAACACAUCUAGCUUUGUGACUUUAUGGUGACUUUAGAACUUUCGCAAUUCCUUCAUUUAUUAAAUGUACAUAUUAAUAUAUACUAGUAUGCAACACAGCUAGCAUUAUGUCUCUGCCCUAACCAUGAGAGGAAGAGAAAGUUAUGAUAUCUUCUCACAAUUUUUCACAAAAUGGCAAAGCUGGUAUUUCAAAGCUGGCCUCUGAUUGUAGCUGCCUUCGUUUGUAGUAGACACUCAGC